GACUUUUGGAUUUGGAGUUGAAUUGUGUUGUUGAUUUUCUCUUCAAUUUAUAACAGUGGCAACUAGAAAAUCUUUAGAUUUGACGCUUGACAACAAUUUAUUGAGAAAUUGAGAUUCGGGUAGAGAAAUGAGUGACAUUCCAGAAGAAGCUCCCGAACACUGUCCGGGCACUGCAAGUGAUGCUGCAGGAAAGGCUUCGGCCUGUGCCGGCUGUCCGAAUCAGAAUGUCUGUGCGUCAGGAGCCCCGAAAGGACCAGAUCCAGGCGUUGCCCUGGUCCAGGAGCGUUUGGUGGACGUGAAACACAAAAUCCUGGUGUUGUCUGGCAAAGGCGGCGUCGGCAAGAGCACAGUGACCAACCUGCUGGCCCGAGGACUGGCCAGGGACCCAGAAAAAAACAUUGGUGUAGUUGAUUUGGACAUUUGCGGGCCUUCAAUACCCAGGAUGAUGGGGGCCCUAAAUGAGUCCAUUCAUCAAAGUAAUGCUGGAUGGUCUCCUAUUUAUGUUGAAGACAAUUUGUGCGUCAUGUCUGUUGGAUUCAUGCUGGACAGUCCCGAUGAUGCAGUUAUUUGGAGAGGACCUAAAAAGAACGGUCUGAUCCGUCAGUUUUUGAGUGAGGUUGAUUGGGGUUCGUUGGACUUUCUCCUGCUGGACACUCCUCCUGGUACCUCGGACGAACACCUUUCAGCCGUCCAGUACCUUCGGAGUGCUGGUCUGACUGGUGCCAUUAUUGUGACCACUCCGCAAGAGGUGGCUUUACUGGACGUUCGAAAGGAAAUUGACUUCUGUAAUAAAACCGGGAUCAAAGUACUCGGCGUGGUUGAAAACAUGUCCCAGUUCGUCUGCCCUAAAUGCACUAAACCUACAGAAAUGUUUCCUUCGAAGUCUGGCGGAGCUGAGCAGAUGGCCAAAGAAAUGAAUGUUCCAUUUUUGGGUAGCUUGCCUCUGGACCCCAGAGUUGGUCGGGCUUGCGACCAAGGGGAUAAUAUUAUGGAAGUCGAGAAGGAAUCGUUAGUUUCAAAAGCCAUGGACAAAAUUGUCAAAGGUUUAAUGACUAUCUGUGGAGUUGUGACUGUGGACGAAGAUAAAGAGGACUGAGCAGUUGAAGUAUGUAUAGAGAACAAUAAAACAUUGCUAUAAGCUAUAUUUUUCUUAAAGUA
Molecule: messenger RNA, 1158 nt
Organism: Neocloeon triangulifer
Lineage: Eukaryota; Metazoa; Arthropoda; Insecta; Ephemeroptera; Baetidae
Gene: Nubp1
Product: cytosolic Fe-S cluster assembly factor NUBP1 homolog
Exons: 9
Coding region: 128-1096 (322 amino acids)
Biological process (GO): iron-sulfur cluster assembly
Cellular component (GO): cytosol
Molecular function (GO): ATP binding; ATP-dependent FeS chaperone activity; ATP hydrolysis activity
Source: RefSeq, a predicted model, not a curated record